Molecule: messenger RNA, 1931 nt
Organism: Acanthaster planci (crown-of-thorns starfish)
Lineage: Eukaryota; Metazoa; Echinodermata; Asteroidea; Valvatida; Acanthasteridae
Product: cell wall protein RBR3-like
Source: RefSeq, a predicted model, not a curated record
UGCCCAAUAGAAACAUGGGCUUAUAGACGAGAAAACAGCCGUGUGUACCGUACAGUCCAAUGUACGAAAUGCCCUGUGUCAUCUUCUGUAACUACCUUUAAACAUAUUUCUUGUUUUCUUUCUGCUUGUUUGAAGAAAAUAGCUCAGAGCUAGUUAUCCAGAAUACAUUUCAUGUAGAAUUUUCAAUUUUUGUUGGAUUUUUCAAUGACAUAUCUAUCGUGUCUCUCUUUAAAGAGGGCUUGAAAAACGCCCUUUGUCAUAGCCUUGCUUUCAUAGACCCAAAUAUAAAACUAGCUCGUACGUGCAUGUGAGUGUAGUUUUUAAGAGGUAUGGCCAUGGAUAGAUCGUCGAUGAGCGUACUGCUGAUUCUGUGCGCCUGUUGGUGCGCCCACCAAGUUGGGGCUCAGUUUUCACUGUCAACUGCGAUAAUUAUUACGGCCGAAGCUUCAUCUACCGAGGAACCACUACAAACCUCCAGUUCCUCGGCUGAGCCCGGUGGAACAUCCCCACUGACGACAGAAGGCCCCGGAGUGACAGCCCAGGCUGACGAUUCAACUACCGAGGAACUACUACAAACCUCCAGUUCCUCGGCUGAGCCCGAUGGGACAUCCCCACUGACUACAGAAGGCCCCGGAAACAAGUCAGUCCUCGGAGUGAUAACCCAGGCUGACGAUUUAUCUACCGAGGAACUACUACAAACCUCCAGUUCCUCGGCUGAGCCCGAUGGGACAUCCCCACUGACGACAGAAGGCCCCGGAAACAAGUUAGUCCUCGGAGUGAUAACCCAGGCUGACGAUUUAUCUACCGAGGAACUACUACAAACCUCCAGUUCCUCGGCUGAGCCCGAUGGGACAUCCCCACUGACGACUGAAGGCCCCGGAAACAAGACAGUCCCCGGAGUGAUAACCCAGGCUGACGUUUCAUCCACCGAGGAACCACUACAAACCUCCAGUUCCUCGGCUGAGCCCGGUAGAACAUCCCCACUGAUGACCUGCGGCCCCGAACAACCUCCCGUCGCCUGGAUCGCUGUCGCUGUGGUCGUCUUCAUCCUUUUCAUAGUCUCAAUGCUCUUCAAUGUUUUCUUUAUCAUCACGCGUUGCCGUCAGGGGAGCUCCAAGACCGAUGAUCCGUCCCCACCUGACAUCGAGUUGCAACAACCGGGAAAGGAUGAAGACGGCUAUAUGACACCCAUAGUGGAAGACAGGACAGAUGAGGCCGUCUACCAAACAGUCUUAGAAACUAAAGAAGAUGAGCAAAAAUACGUCGUGACGGAAGAGGAGUAUACUGCUCUCGUGGCAGACGAGGAAUAUACUGAUGUCGUGGUGGACAAGGACACUGGCCAAAAAGAUGGCAAAACGACCCAAGACGAGCAAGACUAUCAGAACGUCAAAAGUAAGAACUAAAAUAGUUGGGUUCCCUUAAAUUGGGCGUCGGAAUGUGAUUCAAAUGUCACUCGCAUGUUUCUCGCAUGUCCGCGGGUGAGGCUUUUCCUUACCCAAAUGGUUACGAUGCAGACGGUGAACAAAAUAAUCACGUUGCAAACCUUUUGCUAUAUUGUGCGAUUAAAUACAUGAAUACAGUCCGUUGCCAUCAUCAGUCAUGGGGGGGGGAGGCAGAACCAGCCAGCGGGCAUAUCUCAAGAACCAUACAUGGGGACUUCAUAAUGAUGUUUGAAAAUUUUGUAAUGGAAGGGCAGCUGUUAGCUGGAGGGCGGCCCUCCAUUUCAGACAGCCUUGUUGGGAAUAUCUAAAAUCUGUCUUGACUCCUUCUCAAAGGCUCGGUUUGUAAAUUCGCACCAGCCUUUCAAGUUCAGCCCUCAGUAGCUAUUCAACUUUCAACUGUGGUUAAGGAGACGGAUUGAAAUGAAUCGAUUGGAUUUUAUUACACAGAGGCUUAGUAUGCCAACCAUUUCAUUUUUAAGACUUAUUUUG